Molecule: messenger RNA, 2547 nt
Organism: Saccostrea cuccullata (small rock oyster)
Lineage: Eukaryota; Metazoa; Mollusca; Bivalvia; Ostreida; Ostreidae
Product: zinc finger protein 260-like
Exons: 1
Coding region: 1-1638 (545 amino acids)
Biological process (GO): regulation of transcription by RNA polymerase II
Cellular component (GO): nucleus
Molecular function (GO): DNA-binding transcription factor activity, RNA polymerase II-specific
Source: RefSeq, a predicted model, not a curated record
AUGAGUAUACAUUCAGGUGAUAAACGUCAUAAAUGUGAUGUGUGUGGAAAGGCAUUCAAACACCAAUGUGAUAUACAGAGACACAUGAAAACACAUACAGGUAUUAAACCUUAUAACUGUGAUGUGUGUGGCAAAGCAUUCAAACUAUCACAUCACUUAGAGGAUCACAUGAGAAUACACACAGGUGAUAAACCUUAUAAAUGUUAUGUUUGUGGAAAGGCAUUAAUACGCUCAAGUGACUUACAGAAACACAUGAGGAUACAUACAGGUGAUAAACCAUAUAAAUGUGAUGUGUGUGGGAAAGCAUUUAACAGGUUACAUAUCUUAAAGGCACACCUAAGGAUACAUACAGGUGAUAAACCUUAUAAAUGUGAUGUGUGUUGGAAAGCAUUCACUCAGGCAAGUACCUUACAGGCCCACAUGACGACACAUACAGGUGAUACACCUUAUAAAUGUGAUGUGUGUGGGAAUGCAUUCAACAGACCAAAUACCUUACAGACACACAUGAGGAUACAUACAGGUGAUAAACCUUAUAAAUGUGAUGUUUGUGGAAAGGCUUUCAGACAGUCAGUUGACUUAAAGAGGCAUGGCAUGAUUCAUACUGGUGUUAAACCAUAUAAAUGUGAGGAGUGCGGGAAGACAUUCAGUCAGUCACGUUACCUAAAGUCACACAUGAGAACACAUACAGGUGAAAAACCAUAUAAAUGUGACGUGUGUGGGAAGGCUUUCAACAGUAAAGGGAACUUACAAGUUCACACCAGGAUACACACAGGUGAAAAACCUUUUGAAUGUGAUGUAUGUAAGAAGGAUUUCUCUGACUUAAGUAAAUUACAGACACACAAAAGGAUACAUACAUGUGAUAAACCUUUGAAUUAUGAUGUGAAUGGACAUACUUCACAUACUGAAAGCAAUGCCGGAACAUUAAACGACUAUAGCUUUGAUGACAAUCAAACAGAAUAUUUAAAAAAUGGCACCAAUAUUCUUGCAGGCGAGAACUCUUAUGAAUGUAGCAUUUGCGGGAAAACUUUCAAACAUUCAGAUGACUUUCAAAGACACAGUAGAAUGCGUACUUGUGAUAAGCCUCAUAAAUGUGAUGUGUGUGGGAAGGCAUUCAACAGGGCAGGUACUUUACAGAUACAUGUCAGAAUACACACAGGUGAUAAACCUUAUAAAUGCAGUAUGUGUGGGAAGGCAUUCACACAGUCACAUAUCUUACAGGCACACAUAAGGACACAUACUGGUGAUAAACCUUAUAAAUGUGAUUUGUGUGGAAAGGAAACCUACCAGUUAAGUAACUUACGUUCGCACAUGAGGACUCAUACAGGUGAAAAACCUUAUAAAUGUGAUUUAUGUGGGAAAGCAUUCAGCCAGUCAUGUCACUUUAAGACACACAUGAGGACGCAUUCAGAUGUCGUUAAGGAUCAUCCUCACGUAUGUAACGUAUGUGGAAAGUCAUUCCAGUGUUCAAGUAACUUAAAAAGACAUGGUAGGAUACAUAUAGGUGAGAAACCUUACAUAUGUGGUUUGUGUAAGAAAGCGUUUUGUGAAAAGGGGGAUUUAAAUAAACACAUGAAGAGAAAACACCCUGACGAGAACUUUUUGAAUGUGAUGUAUGUAAAAGGGCAUUCAAACAAUUAAGUAACUUACACUCACAUAUGAGGAUACAUACAGGUUGUAAACUGGAUGAAUAUAAUGUGUGUGGGAAGGCAUUCAAUCUAUCCAGCAACUUACAGGUUCACGAAAAGAUACAUUCAGGUCAUAAACCUCGGGAAUAGGAUACCAGGUAUAUGAGUGAGAAGGUAUAUAUUCUCUGUAUAAGAGACUUAAGAAACACAUCACCGGUUUGCAGUGCAUGCUCACUCCCCCAUAGUACCUGAUCCCUCCUCUAAUAUUUUAGAGGUCAUUGUUUCCUGUGACCCUAUUUUGUGUUGUUUCAUGGACCUUUAAUGGUGAAUACUGUUCAUUAUCUCCAUAUGUUUUAUCAUAUAUAUGAAAACCUUAUAAGAGGGUUGUUCGAAAAAUUCCUGGACGAUGUCAAUUUUAUACUUCUUUCAAGAAAUUUAAAAUAAGCUAAAUAUUCCGUGUAAAAAUAUUUGUUUUGUUGAUGUAUUAAGUUUCAUUUCAUUCGAUUGAAUAGAAAUUAAUUUACUUGUCUUGUACCCUUUGAGAAGACUUGAAAUAGCGUCAAGAAUUUCUUUUUAAUACUAUCCCUAUACAAUUCAACAGUAAAGUUCACUUAGGCUGUUCAAAAUUUAUUCUACGUUUAACAUCACAUCUAAAGUUCAAAACCUACGAGAGAGGGAGGGAAAAAAUAAACAAACAAAAAUUUCAAACAAUUGUGAAUUUAUUUAAAUAAACCUACUCAGUACAUUAAAAAAAACAGUACAACUGAGUGAUAAGAGUAUGGGAUGUGACACUUAAGUUUAUAAUUCCUGGCAGAGUUUUUCCUUAGAAUCCUUUUGUGACCAAGCAAUGUAGACUAAAUGUGCAGGAAAGUGGCUAUUUACUAGGCCUCAGUCCUUAGGAUUUAUAUUGCCACACAUCCAU